AAGCCAGGUCUACCCAGUAAGGCACUUGUAAAAGCAGGCCCAUGUGGUGUGCUGAAAAACCGGGCGACAUACUAGCACUUUAGAAAACAUUUAACUGAAUACAUUUCACAGCUGAAUGUUAUAGCACACCUUUCCAAUAUGCUAAUAGAAGCAUUAGAAGGGGAUGUUACAGUCGUCUACUGUAAUGCCAUUGCUGCCUCAGUGCAGAUCGAGGUGGAACCUGUUGGUCGGUGGUUCGAGGCCUUUCUGAAGAGGAGGAACAGGAAUGUAUCGGCCUCCUUCCAGGAGCUUGAGGAAGAGGAGGAGUUGUCUGAGGAAUCUGAGGAUGAAGAGCUGCAGCUGGAGGAUUUCCCCCUGCUGAGAACACUGGACCCCAAAGACUGGAAGAAUCAAGAUCACUAUGCUGUCCUUGGACUGGCUCAUAUGAGGUACAAGGCAACACAGAAACAAAUCAAAGCUGCCCACAAGGCAAUGGUGUUGAAGCAUCACCCUGACAAAAGGAAAGCUGCGGGAGAGCUGAUUGUAGAAGGAGACGGUGACUACUUCACCUGUAUAACUAAAGCUAUAGAGAUUCUGUCAGAUCCUGUGAAGCGAAGAGCAUUUGACAGUGUAGAUCCUACCUUUGACAACGCUGUGCCUUCAAAGGGCGAAGGCAAAGAUAACUUCUUUGAGGCGUAUGCUCCCGUUUUUGAGAGAAAUGCCCGGUGGUCUUCUAAAAAACAUGUUCCCAGACUUGGCACUAUGGAUUCCUCUUUUGAGGAUGUGGAUAAUUUUUAUUCUGUUUGGUACAAUUUUGACUCAUGGAGAGAGUUUUCUUAUUUGGAUGAAGAGGAAAAGGACAAGGCAGAAUGUCGUGAUGAGAGGAGAUGGAUUGAAAAGCAGAAUCGUGCAGCCAGAGCCACCAGGAAGAAGGAAGAGAUGAAUAGACUACGGACGCUUGUUGACACGGCCUACAGCCUUGAUCCCAGGAUAAAGAAAUUCAAAGAUGAUGAGAAAGCCAGAAAGGAGAAUGAGAAGAAGGCCAAAGCAGACGCCAAGAGGAAAGAGCAGGAAGAGAAGGAGCGGGCUCGGCAGGCAGAGCUGGAUGCUGCACGGCUGGCCAAAGAGAAGGAGGAAGAGGAGGCCAAACUGGUUGCCCAGCAGGCCAAGAAGGAGAAGGAGAUCCAAAAGAAGGCCAUCAAGAAAGAGAGGCAGAAACUGAGGACAACUUGCAAGAACUGGAAUUACUUUGGUGACAAUGAAUCUGAUAGUGUGAAAAUGAUGGAAGAUGUGGAGAAACUUUGUGACCGUUUGGAGCUUGUGAGUCUGCAAUCCCUGAAUGAAGGAUUGGCAUUGGGUUCAAAGGAGGAGGGCAAGGUAGCGGUGGAGAAGCAGGUGCAGGAGGUGAAUGCCCAGCUGCAAAAGGAGAAGGAUGCGGAGGUGCAGGCCAGGCAAGCUGUCCGCACUGCCGUACAGGCCAGCGGAGGAGGCGGGGGCGGAGGAAAGGGCUGGAAUGAGGAAGAGCUCCCGCUGCUCAUCAAAGCAGUCAACCUGUUCCCUGCUGGAACCAACGCCAGAUGGGAAGUCAUUGCCAACUACAUGAACUUGCACUCCACCAGUGGCAUCAAAAGGACGGCCAAAGAUGUUAUCAACAAAGCCAAGAACUUACAAAAGCUUGAACCCGGGCAGAAAGAUGAGAUUAACAAGAAGGCCUUUGAGAAGUUUAACAAAGAGCAUGCAGCCGUGCCCCAGACAGUGGACAACGCAGUGCCCUCUGAGAGAUUUGACGGUGCUGAAGCCAACACUGCAUCCUGGACCACUGAGGAGCAGAAGCUUCUAGAGCAGGCCUUGAAGACCUACCCAGUCAGCACCCCAGAGAGGUGGGAGAAGAUUGCUGCAGCUGUGCCCGGACGUACCAAGAAGGACUGUAUGAAGAGAUAUAAGGUACACUGGACCUUGUUAUCGGUAAUCCUUCUGUGUGUGGUUUCAAUCCCGGUUUGUAUGUACAAUUUAGAUGACAUGUCGAAGAUGUAGCAUUCUAAAGCCGAGAUACUAUCUGAUCACGUUUAGUCUGCACCUUUUUAAAGGCAAUGUUUAUGGAGCCCGAAUUCACGGUAAGCGCUGCAUAGAGCACAUGUCGACUCAAUGGGAAGUGACCUUUUUAAAAGGGCUCUACAGCUGAUUGGAUUGAAUGCCUGCCUAAAGCUAGUUCUCCUCUACAGGAACUGGUGGAGAUGGUCAAAGCCAAGAAGGCCGCCCAGGAACAAGUUGGCAGAAAAUGACAAGACAAACAGCCCCAUGUUCUUCUUUUAACGUUAUUGUGUUGGUCUUUAUUUUAUAAUAAAAUUCAAAGAAACCACAACUUAAACUCUUUGUAAAAGUUGCUAUGUUUAUAUAUUGUACAGUUGGCUGCUCGCUGUUAUUAACUUUCCUAAGUAUCUAAAGAGAGCGCCAAUUCUCAGGUUCUCAUCCAGUACAUCCCACUGCGAAUUCGGUUGUAGUCUGGGAGCUGCUCAAUUGGUCCUGAAAAAGAGGGAAAUGUACUGAAUGCUCUUUAUACCACACCAGUUUUGUAAGUAGUCAGCCAUCAACAGUUCAAUUCCACUGUUUUGCCCUAGCAGCACAGGUAAGGUCUUGACUGAGUGCAAUAUUGUAUGUAUUGGUUUGGCAAUUGAAAAAAGUGUGUAUAUUUGUAGCUGAAAUUGCAUAACUUUGUUUGACGACCCCUAAUAGCCUUAAUUUGGAGGGGGGGGAUGCCAGUAAACAGAAUGAAUCAGAAUAUAUUCUCAAUGUCAAUAACAAUAGAAAUCACAACGUACCGACUGCUGCGAUGGCAGGCGAUUUGUCAUAGAUGUAUUUUGUACACACGUCCUUGAUGGUCUUUGCAUCUAUGGCCUUCGAGGGACAUAAAAAAUAUUUCAAAUAAAGACACUGCAAUUUCCCAA
Molecule: messenger RNA, 2924 nt
Organism: Oncorhynchus masou masou (cherry salmon)
Lineage: Eukaryota; Metazoa; Chordata; Actinopteri; Salmoniformes; Salmonidae
Gene: dnajc2
Product: DnaJ (Hsp40) homolog, subfamily C, member 2
Exons: 15
Coding region: 139-2013 (624 amino acids)
Biological process (GO): 'de novo' cotranslational protein folding; regulation of translational fidelity
Cellular component (GO): cytosol
Molecular function (GO): Hsp70 protein binding; ribosome binding
Source: RefSeq, a predicted model, not a curated record